This is a messenger RNA of Zea mays, 1077 nucleotides long. RefSeq lists its product as uncharacterized. The record is from RefSeq and is a predicted model, not a curated record. NCBI's taxonomy places the organism in Eukaryota, Viridiplantae, Streptophyta, Magnoliopsida, Poales, Poaceae. The transcript has 4 exons. The coding region runs from base 109 to 852 and encodes 247 amino acids.
GGUGGACGGCCCAGAUGCUCUCCACGGCCGCGAACCGCACGACGGCACGAGAGGAGAGACAGACAGAGAGAGCGAGCGACUGAGACCGACAGGGUUCGGUUCGACCCGAUGCUUCCGGCGCUGCGGCCUCGCCGCCGGCUCCCGGUGGCAUCCCUCCUCCGCCGCCUCCUCUCCGACUCCACCCCCUCCUCCUCUGGCACUGGAGAGAGUGAUCUGAUGGCCGCGGCCGCAGCGAAGGCCCGGGCGGAGGCGGCAGCGCGGGCUCGGGUGGAGGCGUACAAGCAAGUCCAAAACUUCGACUGGAGCAGCGGCGCCGACUGGAAGACCGCCGCCAACAUCCUCUUCACGGUGCCCCCUAAGCGCAAGGAGUUCGGGCUUGAUUUCCACCUUGUGCAGCUCUUCUUUGUCUGCAUGCCAUCGCUAGCUGUCUAUUUAGUGGCCCAAUAUGCACGGAGGGAGAUCAAAAGGAUGGAAGGGGAAGCAGAAGAGAAAAGGAAAAAAGACGAGGAACUUGAGAAACAAAAACAGGUCGAGGAAGAAUCUGCCAAGGAGGAUGCUGAUUCAAAGCUUUCGAAGGUAUUAGACAGGCUAGAUACACUAGAGGGUGUCGUUAAGGAGAUUGUGGAUGACAAAAGGAAACUUUCUUCCCCUGAUUUACCGACCAAAGAGGAGGUUGCAAAGAAAAAUGAAGCAUCUCCGGCUAAGGCUUCUGAUUCGAGAAGCUAUGGUCAGCCAGUGGUGGCUGCCAAUAGUAAGGACACCAACUAUGCUUCAAAUGCUCCAGCAAAUACUGCAAAACCAAACAAUAAGGGGAUUGGUGAUAAGGCAUUUCCAGUUGAGUCCGAAAGUUGAUAAAUCAUUUGAGUUUUUUUCUUCUGAAAACACAAAAUUGGUGUUUAGCUAUGUAGUCGUGUCCUCGAUGCUAAGCGAAUGAAAAGAUGUAAUUUCCACACCUUAGGAUAUGAUGCGUCUUAGGAAAAAAAAUACAGUGAGCUAACGUUUUGUACUACAUAGCCCCUUCGAUAGUUGAGGCUGUGAUCUUGGAUAAUGAUUACCACAAAAUCUUUCUGCUUACUA